CACCUCCGACUAUUCACAUCUCUAAGCCCGGUGACCAGCUGAUGACUGUUUGGGGGAGUGACUGAAAAUUUUCAAACGAAAACAAAGUCAAGAAUAGUGAAGAAAAAUGAACAAUGACAACCCAAAUAUAGUUUUUAACCCAUUGAUAAGUUGUAUCCAGAAAGUUGUGCUCUAUGAGACGAGAACGCGGCUCUAUUUAGUGGGAAGUAACAACAGGGAGACUCGGUUCCGCCUCUUGACAAUAGAUCGACUGGCUCAUAACCGUUUAAGUAUCGAGGAGAAUGCAAAUGAAUUCAACAGUCUGGAGAUACGUCGCUUUGUUGCCUCUCUUACGGGGUCGCCGAAAGUGACGUCUGCCUAUGGAGUCCUAGGAUUUGUGCGCUUCCUUGAGGGCUACUACUUGCUGCUGGUUACCAAACGCAAAUGCUGCGCCCACAUCGGACGUCACUUGGUCUAUACCAUAAAGGAUACGGUAAUGGUGCGCGUGAACGAGGUAACUUCGCAGAGGCCACCUCAUCCGCACGAGGAUCGUUAUAAACGAAUGUUCCAGAACAUUGACUUGCGCAGCAAUUUUUAUUUCUCGUACUCCUACGAUCUUACGCGUACGCUGCAAUACAACGAAUCCGCACCACGAUUUGUGGGUGCCAAGGUUGACCUGGACCAAGACGAACCUCUUCCUGACUGGAACACGCUAACCAACAAUGUGGCCAAGGCCCACGAGCGGGUGGAUUACGCCUUUCGAAGCGAUUCUCGCAAGCGGUUUGUUUGGAACGCAUACCUUUUGCAGCCCAUGGAGGGCAUUAUGCUAAAAGACUGGCUUCUGGAGGUUACACACGGUUUCGUUAGUCAAUCCUGCAUAAGCAUCUUCGGGCGGCACGUUAACGUUUGUCUGGUAGCCCGAAGGAGUUCACGUUUUGCCGGAACGCGGUUUCUCAAGCGUGGAGCUAAUUUUCAAGGCGACGUGGCUAACGAGGUGGAGACAGAGCAGAUUGUCAGCGAUGGUCAAAGAAUAUGCGCCUUCACCCAAAUGCGUGGUUCAAUACCUUCGCACUGGUCCCAGGAUAUCAGUAAGAUGGUCCCUAAGCCACAGAUUCAAUUGGACAUAUGUGAUCCAUAUGCGCAGACUCCAUCGCUUCAUUUCGAACGCCUUCUCUUUCACUAUGGUGCGCCCCUAAUCAUGCUGAAUUUAGUAAAGAAGCGGGAGCGACGCAAGCACGAGUCAAUCAUCUCCAAGGAGCUGGAGUACAGUAUUCGCUAUCUCAAUCAAUUCCUGCCUCCUCCUCAUCGCAUGAAGCAUAUCCAUUUCGAUAUGGCGCGUCAAAGUCGCCUGAGUGGCGGCAAUGUCAUGGAGCAACUAGCCAUUCAUGCCUCAAGCAUCGUUCAGAUGACAGGCAUGUUCUUUAAGGCGGCGGGCAGUGAGCCUGGCUUGCAAACUGGAAUCGUACGCACUAACUGCGUUGAUUGCUUGGAUCGCACCAAUUCAGCCCAGUUUGCUAUUGGAAAAUGUGCUUUGGGUCAUCAACUAGAACGCCUGGGUUUCGUUAAAUCUGCUAAGCUAGAAUUCGAUUCUGAUUGCGUUACAAUGCUGGAAAAUCUGUAUGAAGAGCACGGCGAUACACUGGCUUUACAAUAUGGAGGCUCGCAAUUGGUGCACCGGAUAAAAACAUACAGGAAGACGGCUCCGUGGGGAUCCCAGGGAAGCGAUGUGAUGCAGACCCUCAGUCGGUACUACAGCAACACGUUCAGUGACACCGAAAAACAGCAUAGUAUUAACCUAUUCUUGGGCAUAUAUAAGCCCAGUUUGACAAAGCAGGGUCAACCCAUAUGGGAGCUGCAGACUGACUACGACAUGCACAACGCCUUUGUGCCCAGAACAGAUAGUAAGCCGCUUACCGACUGGGUGCGCCACAAGGUUCGUGAGUGUCUGCCCUACUCCUGUGCCGACUCGAAUAAACUGGUUAAGGAGCUGUUUCGCGUGCACAGUAGUGGGCUGGAAAUGAUCGAUGCUUACUCGAAUUACCAUCAGUCCUUCAAGUGGACUGAUCUUAGCGAGCACAUCGCUUUUGAGAUCAGUCAAUUGGCGCUGCGAUAUAUGCCCACAUUCCGCACAAAUUACAGUCCCUUCCAGCGACAGAUCCAGACUUCGCGAAAGACUCGUCAGAAUCCCUCUAUGACAGGACAAAGCUCUACGGGCUCUAUGAACAGCAACUCUUCUAGCUCCAGCGAGGGUGAUGAUAGCUCAAGCGACGAGGAGUUGAGUGCCAGUUUUGCAGAGAAGGAUAUUAACCAAACGGAAUCUACGGAAACUGCCGCUGCCACACUGGCAUCAGGGUUGCCCUCAAUGGAGGAAAUAUACGGAUGUACGAUCAAUCCGCCUUCCAAACAAAGCAUGGCUGUCUAUAAGAAGUACGUUCAAAUGGGCAAGCUUUCUAGCGGUGGUGCUAGACCAGCUCAGACAGCCGUUGCCCAGCGCGAUCAAGAGCUGGCCAAAAUCAUGCGAGGAAUCAUGCUAUGUCCUCUCAGUGAUUACGGCACUGACUCCUAUCUCAGCGUGCGCCCGCCGGUCGUUCCUCGCAAGAGUCUUCUAAUCUAUGCCGAGUACUGCCGCACUCGCAGCACGUUUAACGCAGUACCAAAAUUGGAGGAAUUCAAUGUACUCUAUCAGUAUGUGCAAAAACUAUAGCCUUACAUCAUUUAUAUAUAAUGUUUUAUUAUUUAGGUUUGUUGUUCUCAAAUUUUAUCUAAGAUUUUAUGAUUAAAAUAACGUUAUUUGGGUUAUUAUAAUGAUA
Molecule: messenger RNA, 2789 nt
Organism: Drosophila eugracilis
Lineage: Eukaryota; Metazoa; Arthropoda; Insecta; Diptera; Drosophilidae
Gene: FIG4
Product: polyphosphoinositide phosphatase
Exons: 3
Coding region: 107-2683 (858 amino acids)
Biological process (GO): phosphatidylinositol dephosphorylation
Cellular component (GO): intracellular membrane-bounded organelle
Molecular function (GO): phosphatidylinositol-3,5-bisphosphate 5-phosphatase activity
Source: RefSeq, a predicted model, not a curated record